CACCACCCACUCUUCAAGCAAAAGCUUCUUUCUUUCUGAUAGAGUUUUAUAAUGAAAAUGCAAUUGCAUGAAACUUGAAAAGAAAAGAAGAAUUUUAGAUUCCUUUAAAAAAAAAAAAAGAAUUUUAGAUAAUUAAGUAAUUUUGAUAAAAAGAAGAAAGAAAAAAAAAAGUUGCAUCAACAGUUGCAAAACGGUUAAUCUGAUAAUUGAGACACGUCAUUUUGCAAUCUUUUUAUUCAAAAAUCUACAUUAUUCUCCUCAAGCAAGAACCAACAUGUACGACAAACCCAUGUAUCCCCCAACAGUUUCUGGAAAAGACGUUCAAAGGGAGUUAUCAUUUGCAGCACCAUCUGCACCGCCAUAUCCACCACCACCAUCACAAUGUUCAAAUAUGGGAGAACCCAUCAUAGACACCGGCAUCGCCUCCAAUUUCCCUCCAACCUCCGCUACUCCUAACGUUCCCCGCACUCCGGUGGCUUGGUCCACCGGUCUUUGGGAUUGUUUCAACGAUAUUAACAGUUGUUGUUUGACAUGGUGGUGCCCUUGCAUCACAUUUGGAAGAAUUGCAGAAAUAGUUGAUAGAGGAUCAACCUCGUGUGGAGUAAGUGGAGCAAUGUAUAUAUUGAUAAUGUGGUUGACGGGUUGCUCAUGUAUAUACUCAUGUUUCUAUCGAGCAAAAUUGAGGGGGCAAUAUUUCUUGGAAGAAAAGCCAUGCCCAGAUUGUUGUGUUCAUUAUUGUUGUGAAGGAUGUGCUUUGUGUCAAGAGUAUAGAGAGCUCACCAACCGUGGCUUUGACAUGUCUAUAGGGUGGCAUGGGAACAUGGAAAGGCAGAGAAGAUUACUUGCAAUGGCCCCAAUAGUUGAGGGAGGCAUGACUAGAUAGAGCUGUUGCCUUCCUUCCUAAUUUUGUCACUUUUGAAAAAAAAAAAAAAAAA
This is a messenger RNA of Jatropha curcas, 935 nucleotides long. RefSeq names its product protein PLANT CADMIUM RESISTANCE 2. Lineage: Eukaryota; Viridiplantae; Streptophyta; Magnoliopsida; Malpighiales; Euphorbiaceae. The record is from RefSeq and is a predicted model, not a curated record.